Molecule: messenger RNA, 2033 nt
Organism: Sebastes umbrosus (honeycomb rockfish)
Lineage: Eukaryota; Metazoa; Chordata; Actinopteri; Perciformes; Sebastidae
Gene: nop56
Product: NOP56 ribonucleoprotein homolog
Exons: 12
Coding region: 86-1804 (572 amino acids)
Cellular component (GO): box C/D methylation guide snoRNP complex; small-subunit processome
Molecular function (GO): snoRNA binding
Source: RefSeq, a predicted model, not a curated record
AAACGUGUGCUCUCCUCAGUCUUUCCUCUGAGGUGACGGAGCAGAGCAGACACGAGCUGCUGCUGCUGCACAGAUUUCACUAACUAUGGUGCUGUUGCACGUGUUGUAUGAGCAUGCGUCCGGCUACGCGCUGUUCGCAGUCAAAGAGGUGGAGGAGAUCGGCAUGCUGCUGCCUCAGGUGGAGGAGAGCGUGCUGAGCAUUGGAAAGUUCAACAGCAUGGUGAGCCUGGCUGCCUUCUUCCCCUUCAAGUCGGCCCAGGCUGCUCUGGAGAACAUGAACGCCAUUUCUGAAGGUGUGGUUCACGCUGACCUGAAGUUGUUCCUAGAGACAAAUCUGCCCCUCUCUGGGAAGAAGAAAGCCACAUUGGGGGUUUCAGAUGCCAAGAUUGGAGCAGCUUUACAAGAAGAAUUCACUGUUUCCAUCCAGACUGGAGGGGUGGUGGCAGAGAUAGCCAGAGGUGUGCGUCUGCACUUCCACUCCCUAGUGAAGGGUCUGACUGCCCUGGCCGCUUCCAAGGCACAGCUGGGUCUGGGCCACAGCUACUCCAGAGCUAAAGUCAAGUUCAACGUCAACAGAGUCGACAACAUGAUCAUCCAGUCCAUCGCUCUGUUGGAUCAGCUGGACAAAGACAUCAACACUUUCUCCAUGCGUGUCCGUGAGUGGUAUGGCUACCACUUCCCAGAGCUGAUAAGGAUCGUGUCAGACAACUCAAUGUACUGCCGCAUGGCUCAGCUCAUCGGAAACAGGAAGGAGUUGUCGGAGGAGAGUCUGGAGAGUCUAGAGGAAGUGGUGAUGGAUGCCGGCAAGGCUCAGGCCAUCCUGGAAGCAUCCCGUUCCUCCAUGGGUAUGGACAUCUCUCCCAUCGACCUGAUCAACAUAGAGAGAUUCUCUAAUCGUGUAGUGUCUCUGGCGGAAUAUCGGCUGGAGCUGCAGGAGUACCUGCGCUCCAAAAUGAGCCAGGUGGCUCCAAAUCUAGCAGCCUUAAUUGGAGAAGUGGUGGGAGCUCGUCUGAUCUCUCACGCUGGCAGUCUGACCAACCUGGCCAAGUACCCGGCCUCCACCGUCCAGAUCCUGGGAGCAGAGAAGGCCCUGUUCAGAGCCCUAAAGACUAAAGGCAACACCCCCAAGUACGGGCUCAUCUUCCACUCCACCUUCAUCGGACGCGCCGCUGCCAAGAACAAAGGCCGCAUCUCCAGAUACCUGGCCAACAAGUGCACCAUCGCCUCACGUAUCGACUGUUUCUCUGAGGUACCUACAAGUGUGUAUGGUGACAAGCUGCGUGAACAGGUGGAAGAGCGCUUGUCUUUCUACGAGACGGGCGAUGUGCCACGGAAGAAUGUGGAUGUCAUGAAAGAGGCGGUGAAAGAGGCCACUGAUGUCGCAACCGAGAUCAAGCGGAAAAUGGAGAAGAAGGAAAAGAAACGCAGGAAGCGUGAAAAGAAGUUACAAGACGGUGACACCAACGGUGAAACUGAGGCCGAGAACGGAGAAGCAGACACCCCUGUGGUGAAAAAGAAGCAAGCAGAUGAGGAGAUGGAGGUCGAGGCGGAGAGCCCUGCUGCAGAGAACGGAGCAGGGGACACCCCAGCGAAGAAGAAAAAGAAGCGAAAAUCUGAGGAGAUUGCGGUCCAGGCAGAGGAGGCUGCUGCCAGCGAUAAUGCAGCAGAGGAAACAGACACUCCUGCCAAGAAGAAAAAGAAACGAAAGACUGAGACCAUUGAGCCAGAGCCAGCAGAAGAGACCCCAGAAACACCGGUGUCUGAGAAGAAAAAGAAAAAGAAGAAAAAAGAGGCAGCAGAGUAAAGAAUGUGGUCAAAGAAUGAAUCUUUAUAUACGUGUACAGUUUAUUUUUUAUUCAUUUUACUCUUUGAUCUGAAGCUAGAUUAUGUACGCAGCUUUAUGUUCUGUCUUUUUUUGGCAACCUCAAAGUAGGUUUCAGUGCAAUUAAAUGCUUAGAACUGUGCCUUGAAGUCAGUGACAUUUACUUGUACUUCUGUAAAUAACUUUAUCCAUUAAAAUGUUUUCAAAAACA